Lycium barbarum (goji berry) is the source of this 1628-nucleotide messenger RNA. Its product is annotated as oligouridylate-binding protein 1. Bases 222 to 1442 code for a protein of 406 amino acids. The transcript is spliced from 12 exons. The record is from RefSeq and is a predicted model, not a curated record. Lineage: Eukaryota; Viridiplantae; Streptophyta; Magnoliopsida; Solanales; Solanaceae. Gene Ontology annotation, cellular component: cytosol. Gene Ontology annotation, molecular function: mRNA binding.
ACCUAACACCAUAUUUCUUUCCAUCAAUCUUUCAGUUUUGCAGCACUUCUCCCUCUUCUUUGAGGGUUUCUUUUCUUUUUUCUUUUUUUUCUUUUCCUUUUUUUUUUCUUUUUCAAUUUUCUUCUUUUCAAUCAAAACCCUAAUUACCCCUUCAAAUUUCCUUUAUCUUUUUUUUUUUACUAUUUAAAUUUCCUAUCUUUGCAUUUGUUAUUAUUUAGAAAAUGAUGCAACAGCAAAGAUUGAAACAACAACAACAACAAGCAUUGAUGCAACAAUCACUUUAUCAUCCUGGUCUUUUAGCACCCCCUCAGAUAGAGCCCAUCUUGAGUGGAAAUCUGCCUCCUGGAUUUGAUUCAAGUACUUGCAGGAGUGUGUAUGUCGGAAACAUCCAUUCACAAGUCACACAACCACUUCUUCAAGAGGUUUUCUCAAGCACCGGUCCCCUUGAGGGAUGCAAACUCAUAAGAAAAGAUAAGUCAUCCUAUGGUUUUGUGGAUUACUUUGAUCGCCGGUCAGCUGCGCUUGCUAUUGUGACACUUAAUGGGAGGCACUUGUUUGGGCAGCCUAUAAAAGUUAACUGGGCGUAUGCCAGUGCUCAAAGAGAGGACACAUCAAAUCAUUUUAACAUAUUUGUGGGUGAUCUUAGUCCGGAGGUUACAGAUGCCACAUUGUUUGCAUGCUUUUCAGUAUACCCUGGCUGCUCAGAUGCAAGAGUGAUGUGGGAUCAGAAAACAGGCCGUUCAAGGGGGUUUGGGUUUGUUUCCUUUCGUAACCAGCAGGAAGCGCAAAGUGCAAUAAACGAUAUGAAUGGAAAGUGGCUUGGAAGCAGACAAAUCCGCUGCAACUGGGCAGCAAAAGGUGCUGGAGCCAAUGAUGAUAUGCAGAGUUCAGAUGCCAAAAGUGUUGUUGAGUUGACAGCUGCAACAUCAGAUGAUGGUCAAGAGAAGGCCAACGAAGACGCUCCGGAAAAUAAUCCCCAGUAUACAACUGUUUAUGUUGGCAACCUUGCUCAGGAAGUCACUUCAGUUGACCUCCAUCGUCAUUUUCACACUCUUGGGGCUGGUGUUAUUGAAGAUGUCCGUAUUCAACGAGACAAAGGUUUUGGUUUUGUAAGAUACAGCAGUCAUGCUGAAGCAGCUCGAGCUAUUCAGUUGGGAAAUGCCCGAAUCCUUUUUGGUAAACCUGUUAAGUGCUCGUGGGGAAGCAAGGCUACUCCACCAGGAAGCAGCUCAAACCCUCUACCACCUCCUGCUAUCGGACAAGUCCCCGGUUUUUCAGCAAUGGAUCUCGCAGCAUACGAGAGGCAGAUUGCUUUGGCUAAGAUGGCUAGUGCACAGGCUCUCAUGCAUCCUCAGGGCCAGCGAAUUGGCGCUCCUAGUCAGGCUAUGUAUGAUGGUGGCUAUGGAAGCAUUGCUUCAGCGCAACCACCAAUGUACUACUAGUUGAGAUUCAAUAAAAGCAACUUUGUAAACACCACCUGUUGUUGCUACUUCACUGCUAUUUUAAUUUAUAGGAUCCUUUUGUUUUCCUAUUUAUUGUUAGUUUUUCAGCUUCCUUUUAUAAUACCUUCAGCAUGUAUGGAUAUAUAGUUUGUAUUCUGUUUGAGAAUGAAGGUUAUUUUUAGCUAA